CCCCGCAGCAUGGAGAGCCCGGCCGGGGGAGCGCCUGCGCCCCGCGCGCUGCCUUACUACGUGGCCCUCUCCCAGCUGCUGGGCCUGACCGCGGUGGCCACGACGGGCGCUUGGCUGGGUCUGUACCGAGGCGGCAUCGCCUGGGAGAGCGCCCUGCAGUUCAACGUGCAUCCGCUCUGCAUGGUCAUCGGCCUGAUCUUCCUGCAGGGGGACGCACUGCUGGUUUACCGCGUCUUCAGGAACGAGACCAAACGCACCUCCAAAGUCCUGCACGGGGCGCUGCACGUCCUGGCGCUCGUCCUCGCGCUGGUGGGCCUGGUGGCGGUGUUCGACUACCACGGGAGGCAGCGCUACGCCGACCUGUACAGCCUGCACAGCUGGUGCGGCCUCCUCGUCUGCGGCCUCUACUUCGCGCAGUGGCUCCUGGGCUUCGGCUUCUUCCUGUUCCCCGGAGCUUCGUUCUCCCUGCGGAGCCGCUACCGCCCGCAGCACGUCUUCUGCGGCGCCGCCAUCUUCCUGCUCGCGGUGGGCACCGCCCUGCUGGGCCUGCAGGAGGCGCUGCUCUUCAAGCUCGGGGCCAAGUACCGCGCGCUGGAGCCCGAGGGCGUCCUGGGCGGCGCGCUGGGCCUGCUGCUGGCCGGCUUCGGCGCCGCCGUGCUCUACAUCCUGACCCGCGCCGGCUGGCGGCGGCCGCCCCGCGAGGAGGAGCAGGCGCUGUCCAUGGACUUCAAGACGCUGACGGAGGGCGGCGGCCCCGGCUCCCAGUGA
Messenger RNA from Talpa occidentalis (Iberian mole), 768 nucleotides. RefSeq names its product transmembrane ascorbate-dependent reductase CYB561. Bases 10 to 768 code for a protein of 252 amino acids. Gene Ontology annotation, molecular function: oxidoreductase activity. Gene Ontology annotation, cellular component: lysosomal membrane. The transcript is spliced from 5 exons. The record is from RefSeq and is a predicted model, not a curated record. NCBI's taxonomy places the organism in Eukaryota, Metazoa, Chordata, Mammalia, Eulipotyphla, Talpidae.